Molecule: messenger RNA, 1338 nt
Organism: Nezara viridula (southern green stink bug)
Lineage: Eukaryota; Metazoa; Arthropoda; Insecta; Hemiptera; Pentatomidae
Source: the annotation of a GenBank genome assembly
AUGCUUGCAUCAGAUGUUGAUGAUGAUUAUAUGUGUGAAGAAGAAGAUUAUGGAUUAGAGUAUUCAGAAGAUAGUAAUUCUGAACCUGAUGUGAAUUUGGAAAACCAAUAUUACAACUCAAAAGCCCUUAAAGAGGAUGAUCCUAAACAUGCUCUUGAUUCAUUUCAAAAAGUAUUGGAACUAGAAUCUGGUGAAAAGGGUGAAUGGGGUUUUAAGGCUUUAAAGCAAAUGAUUAAGAUUUUUUUUAAGCUUAAUGAAUUUGAAGAAAUGAUGACAAAAUAUUUGCUUCUUUUAACUUAUAUAAAAAGUGCUGUAACAAGAAACCACAGUGAGAAAUCUAUAAAUUCUAUUUUAGACUACAUAUCAACCUCGAAAAACAUGGACCUUUUGCAGAACUUUUAUGAAGCAACUUUAGAAGCUCUUAAAGAUGCCAAAAAUGACCGAUUAUGGUUCAAAACUAAUACAAAGUUAGGGAAAUUGUAUUAUGACAUUGGGGAUUAUAACAAACUUGCUAAAAUAAUCAAGCAACUUCAUCAGUCUUGUAAAACAGAUGAUGGUGAAGAUGACUUAAAGAAGGGUACCCAAUUAUUAGAAAUAUAUGCCCUUGAAAUUCAGAUGUAUACUGCUCAAAAGAAUAACAAGAAGUUAAAAGCUCUUUAUGAACAAUCCUUGCAUAUUAAGUCUGCUAUACCUCAUCCAUUGAUUAUGGGUGUGAUUAGAGAAUGUGGUGGAAAAAUGCAUCUUCGAGAGGGUGAAUAUGAAAAAGCUCACACUGAUUUCUUUGAAGCCUUUAAAAAUUAUGAUGAAUCUGGUAGUCCAAGAAGAACUACUUGUUUGAAAUAUCUUGUUUUGGCUAAUAUGCUUAUGAAAUCAGGCAUAAAUCCAUUUGAUUCACAAGAAGCUAUACCUUACAAAAAUGAUCCAGAAAUAUUAGCAAUGACUAAUUUGGUUUCCUCUUAUCAGAAUAAUGACAUAAAUGAAUUUGAGCAAAUACUUCGAAAUCAUAGGAAGAAUAUUAUGGAUGAUCCUUUUAUUAAAGAACAUAUUGAAGAUCUUCUGAGAAAUAUUAGAACACAGGUUCUCAUUAAAUUAAUAAAGCCUUACACAAGGUUACAUAUUCCUUUUAUAUCAAAGGAACUUAAUAUUGAUGUUGCUGAUGUUGAAAGUCUUUUGGUAUCUUGCAUCCUGGAUAAAUCAGUUCAUGGUAAAAUAGACCAAGUAAACCAAGUUCUUGCACUCAGUGAGGAAACUGAUAAUAGUUCACGUUUUAUGGCUAUUGACAGAAUGGCAUCGCAACUCAGCAAUCUGCAGCUUGUAAUUACUAAUAAAAUGUCAUGA